Molecule: messenger RNA, 2124 nt
Organism: Manis pentadactyla (Chinese pangolin)
Lineage: Eukaryota; Metazoa; Chordata; Mammalia; Pholidota; Manidae
Gene: CD5L
Product: CD5 molecule like
Exons: 6
Coding region: 119-1144 (341 amino acids)
Cellular component (GO): membrane
Source: RefSeq, a predicted model, not a curated record
UCUGCCGCAGACAAGACCUGCCUCUCUCCCUCUGCUCGGCACACUUGCAGGGAAUAUAGUUGCUCCGGGGCCUCCCCCAGCCUUCAGUCUCAGCUCAUCCGCUUCAGCUGCCUGGGUCAUGGCUCUGCUCGUCUCCUUGAUCCUGGCCAUUUGCACCGGACCUGGCCUCCUGGAGUCUUCAUCCACCGUGCGAUUGGUGGGCGGCCCCCACCGCUGCGAAGGGCGGGUGGAAGUGGAACGGAAGGGUCAGUGGGGCACCGUGUGUGACGACGGCUGGGACUUGAAGGACGCGGCCGUGGUGUGCCGGGAGCUGGGCUGCGGGGCAGCUAAGGAGACACCCAGUGGUAAAUCAUAUAAGCCGUCCACAGACAAAGGGCAAAAAGUCCUCCUCCAACUGGUUGAUUGUGAUGGCACAGAAGAUGCGCUGUUGCAAUGUGAGCAAAACGAAGAUGUUUUUGAUUGCUCCCACAACGAGGAUGCCGGCGUGGUGUGCAAGCUUCCAGAGAGCGUGCGGCUGGUUGGUGGUCAUGGGCGCUGCAAGGGGCGAGUGGAGGUGAAGCAUCAAGGGCAGUGGGGCACCGUAUGCAAAGCAGGCUGGAACCUCUCGGCCUCAAAGGUGGUGUGCCGGCAGCUGGGCUGUGGGAGGGCUGUGCUGGCCAAGAGAUGCUGCAGCACGGCUACCCAGGGCAACGGGCCCAUCUGGCUGAGCCAGGCGUCCUGCUCCGGACGAGAAGUAAGCCUUCAGGACUGCCCUUCUGGGGUGUGGGGGAACCACAACUGCACGCACGACGAGGACACGUGGGUCGAAUGUGAAGAGCCCUUUGACUUGAGGCUGGUAGGAGGAGAGACCCGCUGCUCUGGGCGACUGGAGGUGCUGCACAAGGGCGUGUGGGGCUCUGUCUGCGACGACGGCUGGGGAGAAGAGGAGGACCAGGUGGUGUGCAAGCAGCUGGACUGUGGGGAGUCCUUCUCUCCCUCUGUCAAAGUCCAGAGAAGAUUUGGCCCCGGGGUUGGACGCAUCUGGUUGGAUGAUGUCCGUUGCUCGGGGGACGAGCGGUCCCUGGAGCAGUGCCAGCACAGGUUCUGGGGGUACCACAACUGCAACCACAAGGAAGACGUGGGUGUCAUCUGCUCAGAACAAUAACCUGGCCUUCUUGAUGCUUGGCCUGACCCCUGCAGGCCCUGAAGGUCCUUUACUUUCUCAUGGACCCUGACGGGCCUGGCAGGAACACCCAGCCUGCAGGACUUAGCCACCAUGCCCUCAGCCCCUUGGCAGAGUGUGAACGCCGUGCUUACAUCUGGCUCUCAAAGCAAGCACCCCAUCGUUGUUCAAUUCCCUCUUGCUGUGGUGACGAGCUCCCAGCCACCCUCUCCUCACUGCUGACCCCUUGCCAUGGGUUCUGGCCUCUCCUGCCUCUUCUCAACCAGCCUGGGAUCCCCCCUUCUCCCAAGCCUGCUCCUUUGACCAUUACCACACACCCAUUACCAAGGCAAGACCUAUGCCUGUGAGGGACAUGAAAGGAACAUUGAAAGGAAACUCAGGUGGACAAUUAGAUGGAACUUGGGGGAGAGUUUAGAGUCUUUUGAACUCUUUUGCUCAAGGUUUGAGUGAUAGUAAUGAUUUGUAACAUUUCACUACUCUCCUAUCCUUUGUGAGAAAAGUCCACUCUUUCAGGAACACAGCAGUACCCUGUAAUCCUCAACCUUUUCCUGACACUUGGAAAAAGGUGUUGCACUCCCUCAAUGCCCAUAAUACAAUACUUUUCUUGACCCCCCAUAUACAACUUGCCAAUGUGGUUGCCAUUUAACAAGAAGAAUCUCACAGAUGCAUUUACUUUAUCCAAGAAAAAAUACCCUGGCAAUGAGACUGCCACUGGGAGAAGGGAAAGGAGAGGCAGAAAGAGUCUGGGGAGGCCCAGAGUCAUGCCUUGUGUCCAAUCACAUUGUUUCCAUUUUAUGGUCUCAGACUUUGGGGGUCUACAAGUCUGAGGCAAGAUGACAGAAUGAUCCUAAGGGGAGAAUCAACACAAUUCUAGAAAUUAACAGCUUUAGACUCUGAGGGCAUGUUGCAUACUUGUAAUAUGACUGCAUCUAUUCUACUUAAUAAAGCAGAUUUCACAGUUG